Molecule: messenger RNA, 2826 nt
Organism: Oryzias melastigma (Indian medaka)
Lineage: Eukaryota; Metazoa; Chordata; Actinopteri; Beloniformes; Adrianichthyidae
Product: circularly permutated Ras protein 1
Exons: 21
Coding region: 479-2683 (734 amino acids)
Biological process (GO): intracellular protein transport; COPII-coated vesicle cargo loading; endoplasmic reticulum to Golgi vesicle-mediated transport
Cellular component (GO): COPII vesicle coat; endoplasmic reticulum exit site
Molecular function (GO): zinc ion binding; SNARE binding
Source: RefSeq, a predicted model, not a curated record
AGGAUUUUUAAGCAGUUUUACAACAAAUUUUUCAGAAAUUGAAGUCAACCUCAGCACUAUUUCAUAGUUGUUUAAUGACAUUUCCAGUCUUUUAGCAAAUUUAACAUUUUGCUAAUAGCUUUUGCUUUUUCAGCAAAUCCUUUGAAGAAAAUUGUGUCAUCAUUUCCAGCAAAAAGCCUCCACAACUACUUUCAGUAAAAAGCAUUCACAGGUAAUGCCACUUUUCUAGUUUUAUUUACUUCUAUGAAAUGUUUCCAUUCACCUCAACUAGUGUUCAAAAAAAGGCACCCUGUGGCAUGACAAAGCUCUUUGAUGGAAAAAAAAAACCUGUUCAGCGACAUGUCGAGCUGCAGGUGAAUGACAUGUCACUCAAGCACCUACUGAAACAUUUCUGAGUGCUGGACGGAUUUAGUGUUCUUGACUGUACUGUACUGUACAGUCUUCAUACCCAAGACUGAACAUAUCCGCUUGAAGCACAAUGGAAUUUGCUUGUGGGUUUGUUUAUGUGCCGUCUUUAUUGGUUCAGAGAAAUAACCAGCGACCCAAUGUCGUGAAACGCUCAGCUCUUCUUCCUCCUGCUAAUCGGAUGCGCCCUCGCUCGCCUCCUCCUCCCCCUCCAACACACACUGCCAAAAACAAAGAACAGGAAAGAAGUCAAGAAGUGAAGGUCAAGAAGUCCUCUACCUCCUUUUACGAAAAUGCUCAGUUUCAUAUCAACCGGGAGACAACUUCCACCACGAAUGUGUUUCCUCAGCAGACAAACCCCAACCGAAAGACAGCUCUUCUUCCGCCACAUAUGAGACCUACAGUUGGAAAUGUGUUGGUCUCUCAGCCCCAGAGUAUUACCUAUGAAGAGCCAUUGAAUGAACCCAAAGUGAACAAACACAUCUGGGAUCCAAACCACUCCAACAGUUCGUCAGAUGGUUCGGGGAGUGAAGCAAAGCUGCAAAAUGACACAAGCAAUGCACAUAUAUCAGGCCCCGCCCUUCCACCGAGACCGUCGUUUUUUAAAUUAAUCCCAGAGUAUUUGACGCUGUUGCCGUCCUCUACCACAUCCCCCCAGAAGCAAUCAUCGCCUACUCAAUUUCCUCAGUCACCUACGGGGAAAGCGGAAAGCAAGCCACUGCAAGGAAAUCCCAACGUGGUUCUCAUCAGUUUAGCAAAAUUGCUCUCCGAAGAAGCAAUUCCUUUACAAGUGGAACCUUCCUCCUGCGCUCAUUGUGGCUCUGUUUUGGACUCCUUUGACAAUGACGUAAAUGAGUGUUACUUCUGUCGCCCCUGGGACUGUCCAGACCCCCCACAUAUCCCUUCAAACGACCUUCAGGAUGGACUGUUUCUGCUCAAUCCCAACGAAAAGCCCCAGUCGGCUGAUUCCCUCAUCCUUUUCUGCAUCGAUGUGUCGGGAUCCAUGAGCAUCACCUCUGAGGUUUUAGAUGGAGAACACAUAUCAAGACUUCAGUUUGUCCAGGAAGCUGUGGUACAGUGUGUUCAGCGGCUCAGUGAGCAGCAGCCUGACACGCGUGUAGGCCUCAUCACCUUCAGCUAUCAGGUGACAAUUCAUGGAUAUGAAAAUUUUGCAUCCCAGCUCCUGAGCGGGGCGGAGUUGACUAAAAUCAAGCAUCUAAAAAAGGUGGCCGCAAGUUUGCCGAACCCACCUCCUAUUUCUCAGACUAGAGAGUUCCUACAAAGACAAGUGAUGGGUUUAUCUGCAAAUGGAACCACAGCGCUGGGUCCAGCUGCUCUUCUUGCCAUAGCAAUGGCUUCCAGACAACCAGGCUCCAAGGUGAUAAUUUGCACAGACGGGAAAGCCAAUGCAAAGCUGGGAAACCUUGAAGAUGAGGAUAUUGAUGCUCAAACGCUCCUCUCAUCCACGAUUUUCUACCAGGAGUUAGGGGAGUAUGCUGCUAAUCAAGGUGUGAUGGUGUCUGUGCUGUCCAUAGAAGGGACUGACUGCAGGCUGGAUGAGCUGGGAAGACUCGCUGAUCGCACCGGAGGGAAAGUGGUUAUAGCCAGUCCCAACCGAUUGCACUCAGAGUUUGAGCAGAUUAUUCAGAACAGAACCAUAGCCACGCAAUGUACAGUCACCCUACUGCUGCCCAGAUCACUACGCUUAAAAGGAGAGAAGGAAGCGGGACACAAGGGGACCAGAGAAGUGGGGAACGUCAACCAGGAUGCAGAGAUUACCUUCCAGUUUGGAGCGAACGAAGAAAGCAAAUACGUGCCAGCUCCUGGAAGUCGUGUGUCCAUCCAGCUGCAGAUCAAGCACAGGCAGAGGAACGGGCAGACGGUGCUCAGAGUGUUCACUGCAGACCAGGAGGUUACUGAUGACAGCUCCGCCGUGCUGUCCUCCCUGUCUCUGACCAUCAUUCAGCUCAACUCGUCUCAGGCCAGCGCCGCGUUGGCCGUCAGAGGCCGCCUGCUGGACGCCAAAAAGGAAGGAGAAAUGCAGCUGAAGCUCAUUGAGAGGGCAAUUGAGCACAAUCGCAGCACAGAGGAGCAACAAACAUUUAAGGAAUGGGUUAAAACAAUGGAGCCAUUAUAUAACAACAUUCACAGUUUGGCAAGAAAUAAAUCUACUAUUUCAGACUCUCAGUCUCUAACAGACGCUGGUGCAGCACUGCUCUACACCCUGAAGCACAGCAACAGGAAGUCAAUUAGCCUGAAGAAAGAAUAUCAACGUUAGUCGGACACUUUUUACCCAGUUGGACCCGACCCAAGUUAAAACUCACAAUUGUUCCUCUGGUGAUCUGACUGAUUCAAUGACAUAUUUGUAAAGUACAUUUUGUAUAUAAGCUGUAAUAAAAAUUGCUUUAAUUUUGUAAAUAA